AUGGCGUUCACUGCGACUCUUUCCGUGAUUGUCUUUCUCUUUCAACUUGCUGUAGUUUGCACUGUAAGUACAUUACAACAGUAUUCAAGUUUUAAAAAACUAUAUUACAUCACAUCUGCGAGACAAAAUACACUGAGAAUAGUCUGAAAAAUCAAGAAUUCCUGUAAUAAUGACUUGCUAGAAACCGGAAGGGAGGUUAUUCGUUUAUAUAGGCCGCAUUGGUGUGUGCCGCCCCAAAGGGUAUGGUUUUUGCUCCGUUUUGGUAUGAAGACGGGUAUAAACUUUGCCCAUUUUGAUCUGGAAUCGGGUGUGGUUUUCGAGGAAACUACGGGAGUGUAUGAACGUAUUUAUCGUUUCAAUUCCAAAUGAAUAAGAAAUUAAAAGAGAAAUAUACAAAUUCGAAAUGAAUUCUAACCAAUCGUUUUUGUUGGCGUUCUAAUCUAGGUCAUGAUGACAUAAUUUCUCGAAGGCCAGGUCUGAGAACGGGUGCAAAAAUUGACAUUUGUUGGCCGAGUGGACAUGGACUGUAGAUAAAAUAAGUAAUCGAUACUAUUCGAUAGCAAUCGAUAAAAGCUUUCGCCGAUUAAAUACGCGUGAUGAUGUCAUUCCGUUAUCGGUGAAAGUUGGGUUUGGAUUACAAUUUUAUUUUUUAUAGCAGUUUAAGGCCUCAUUUGAACAAUAUUUUUUUAAUUAUGCUGCUGAAGGACAACAUGAAGAGAUUAUUAAAAAUCUUUAUCACCUCUUUUUAUUAUGCUUUAAGGUAGUUCACUCCUCCUGCCUGGAAACCACGUGCUUAGAGAGUCACUGCAGCGGACAGGUAAGUCACAUUUGCUUUUAAAAAUAUUCAAACAUCUAACAGUCAUUGAACUACCUGAUUUUGAGCGGUGAAGUGGAUCAAGUUGUAUACAAGAUAGUUCCAGGAAAUUAGUGAUAAGAAUUUUCUGGCAUUUGGAAGCUGUUGGCUGUUGAUCAUGACACCUCAUGAUACCAUACACAGAAGGUGUAUUCAUUUUAGCGACCACAUUAAUAAACAAAUUAGAUCCAACUCCUUUAACUCGUUUGACCAACUGUGUCAAUAGACCUUUUCACGGUUUAUGACACCAUCUUGGCUGGGGGAUAAACACGGCUACAAAGAGGCUGAUUUCCACAGCGAAAAUGUAUUUUAAAAGACAUUUGUACUGAGAUUAUUCUCAUGAAGUAUAAAGAAGAGAUUCAGGUUAUAAGGUCUUAUAACGACCUUAAAACGAAUUUUUAAGAUUUCAUACAAACCCUUCUAAUCAACAUUAUUCAAAUUACAAUGAAAUUAGAAGCCGCAUGAGAAGAUUUGCAAUUCGAAUUUACGGACGUCGUACCUUCUUUAAUAGCCCUAUUUUCUAUUGUUUGAAUAAUAUCUCUAAAACUAUUUAAAGUAGUGGCAAGUGUUGGAAAUCUAACACUUUGUAGAGGCGUUGUAGCGGUUCCAAGUGGUCCAAAAUCUCAUACAUUAACUGUAAUUUUAGCUGUGUUUGCCCCCAAGCCAAGGUGGCGUCAUAAACAGUGAAAGGGUCUAUUAUCAAAGCGCUGCGAAGAACUUAUUAUUGUAGAGGUCCAAUUCGAGGCCCAGUGGUGAGAUUCAGGCUGAUAAAGUUUUGCGAUUAAGCUUUUUAUGUUCUCUGAUUCUAUUUAUUUACGCAUCUUUUCUAAGGGAAAAGUGAUUUACCAUCAGACCAUGACUCCGACUUGGUUGGAGGCGCAUGCGUCAUAUAUCGACAGUUCUCGUACAUCAACAUCCCAACAACUCACAUUCAACGCAGACGCAAAAGACAAUGCCGCUCUUCUAAAAAUACCCAUGAUUCCUUCUGGUGUUUUGAAAGCUGGAAAGCCGCUGACUGUAGAGAUCACCGUUGCAAAUGACGUCAGUAUUGGAGGCAAACCUAUUGAUAGCGACAUUAGAUACGUGGUGUCUGACGGCACAAGAUUUGUUGGGUUUGAAACUUGCGACAAGGACAACUACAAAACCAAUGCACCCUGCUAUGGAAUUGAAGGGGUUUCAGGUGCGAGUGCUUCUUCCCUGCGAGGAAAUCCGGUUCUUCCCAAACCCAAACUAACACAGGAAUUUUAAGAAUGUGAGCCGCUAUCGAAUAAACGCAGCCCUAGCAUAAACCUCACAUCAAAAAGCUGAAAAUUUAACAAACGCGCGGCGUUUAAUCGGGUAAACAGGCGUGUAACUUCCGGGUAACUUAUAUUGAAGCGCAUCCGUAGGCAAGCGUUACAUGCUUUGUCCUUGUCAUAAAAAAAAGGUACAAAAACAGGCAAGGCAUGUUGUAUGAUGCUUUGAAUAGUCACUUUCCUCUUUUUUUACUAAAACAAAAUGAAGUUUUUUCUCGACAAAACUUUUUUAUUCCCUCAAUCCUUGGAAGUUGAUCUUUGGAAAUCUAUCAUAGUGAGAAUAACUACACGUAACAGCAUUGGCAAACCCUGGGGCAAUGGCUUCAUGCUGGGUUUGGAGCAGAAACAAAAUUAAUUUUAAUGUACCUGAAAGAUAGAACGAAAACAAGUAUACAUUUCAGAUUCAUGGAACUAAAAAUAGUGAAAACCCAUCAAUCAAUGAUGACAAACCCUAAGCUCUCAAAAGAGGGAACACAGGGACCGUCGUUCGAAAAUAAGCAAGAUUUUGCCUAGAUGUCAACAGCUUAAGAGCUCAGCUCAAUCCUAAACCACCCAACAUUUUCGGAAUUUUUCUUUCAACUUCCCUAUGAUUUUCUGAAGCUUUACUUUUCACUACCUAAAACGGAUGUUGUUCGCAAAAAGGGACCGUGACGAGAACAGGAAUCAGAAAAUCUCUCGAUUUCGUACACUCCUAAAAAGCAUGUACAUUUUCGAGAAAUGACAACAAAGUCCCCGUAAAUUCGAGAAGGCAGAAGUUGCCCUAGGAUGACCGUACGGACAAAACAUUUGAUAGCGUCGCUUAGAAUGCAUUUGUAGAUCUUUAAACACCAAACCAGCCUAAAACAGGUUUAACAGGUUCUAAGCAUUUGUGAGAUCCUUCUGUUUUUAAAUCCGUAUCCUACAAGAGGAACUCAAGCCUGACAAAUCUAAAAUCCUUGAGCUUGGUCUCAUGAUAUCACCCAUUGUCUUAAAUUUUUUGCAAUAAAAAUGAUCGUCAACUUUUGGAAACCUCUGGUAAGUCUAAUCAUAUUUAAAAGGUCGCAAGUAUCAUAGAGUCUUGGAUAUGAUAAAAAUACCGUACUUGACAUCCGAGGGGAGUUGGAUGAUGGUAUAGUCCCAGAAGACUCACGGGAAUUUAGAUGUUUAGACCAAACCAUGUUUAAUGGUAACUUUGUAUCCCUUCAGACCGAGAAAAAUCCCCACCCUUUUCCAGACUAAUUGCCAAACAAUAACUCCAUUUCUUCAUAGCAGUGAUCAGUUUUUCACGGCCUUCUCCAACCGGGCCCUCUAACGCCUCCGCAAAGACGGGUAAGCGAGGAACCUAAAAAGGCAGUCGUCCUUAUCAUUUUGAGUUUGGAGCAUAGCCAAAGCAAAUUGCACAUUUCCUUGGAAAAUGCCCUGUUAGCUAGAUGAUAGCACACAUUAUGGUAUCACAUUUUGAUCUCUUAACAGGAUAAUAAGAUGAAGGAUAAAGGUUCUGGAACAUAGUCAACAAAAACGGAAACGAAGAAACAAUACAGGGUUGCAUUCCAGCCGUUUGGAAAGAGCAGGAUUCGCUGGUGCUGACAAAACAUGUCCUAAAGCAGCUGAAAUGAUCUGGAUAUCUCGCCUUGGGAGAUGUACAAUUUCACGUUAUAAUCUCCACGAAUAGAUGACAUUUAACCUCUCCUCAGAAUAAAAAGCGUGCACCCUACAAAAAGGUCUUACAGUCUUCUACAUCCAACUGCUCGUUAUCGCGUCAUAAGCGAAUAACUGGACCCGCAGCAUGGCGUUCCGUGCGACUCUUUCCGUGAUUGUAAGUACAUUACAACAGUAUUCAAGUUUUAAAAAACUAUAUUAUAUCACAUCUGCGAGACAAAAUACACUGAGAAUAGUCUGAAAAAUCAAGAAUUCCUGUAAAAAUGGCUUGCUAGAAACCGGAAGGGAGGUUACUCGUUUAUAUAGGCCGCAUUGGUGUGUGCCGCCCCAAAGGUUAUGGUUUUUGCUCCUUUUUGGUAUGAAGACGGGUAUAAACUUUGCCCAUUUUGGUCUGGAAUCGGGUGUGGUUUUCGAGGAAACUACGGGAGUGUAUGAACGUAUUUAUCGUUUCAAUUCCAAAUGAAUAAGAAAUUAAAAGAGAAAUAUACAAAUUCGAAAUGAAUUUUAAGCAAUCGUUUUUGUUGGCGUUCUAAUCUAGGUCAUGAUGACAUAAUUUCUCAAAGGCCAGGUCUGAGAACGGGUGCAAAAAUUGACAUUUGUUGGCCGAGUGGAUAUGGACAGUAGAUAAAAUAAGUAAACGAUACUAUUCGAUAGCAAUCGAUAAAAGCUUUCGCCGAUUAAAUACGUGUGAUGAUGUCAUUCCGUUAUCGGUAGAAGUUGGGUUUGGAUUACAAUUUUAUUUUUUAUAGCAGUUUAAGGCCUCAUUUGAACAAUAUUUUUUUAAUUAUGCUGCUGAAGGACAACAUGAAGAGAUUAUUAAAAAUCUUUAUCACCUCUUUUUAUUAUGCUUUAAGGUAGUUCACUCCUCCUGCCUGGAAACCACGUGCUUAGAGAGUCACUGCAGCGGACAGGUAAGUCACAUUUGCUUUUAAAAAUAUUCAAACAUCUAACAGUCAUUGAACUACCUGAUUUUGAGCGGUGAAGUGGAUCAAGUUGUAUACAAGAUAGUUCCAGGAAAUUAGUGAUAAGAAUUUUCUGGCAUUUGGAAGCUGUUGGCUGUUGAUCAUGACACCUCAUGAUACCAUACACAGAAGGUGUAUUCAUUUUAGCGACCACAUUAAUAAACAAAUUAGAUCCAACUCCUUUAACUCGUUUGACCAACUGUGUCAAUAGACCUUUUCACGGUUUAUGACACCAUCUUGGCUGGGGGAUAAACACGGCUACAAAGAGGCUGAUUUCCACAGCGAAAAUGUAUUUUAAAAGACAUUUGUACUGAGAUUAUUCUCAUGAAGUAUAAAGAAGAGAUUCAGGUUAUAAGGUCUUAUAACGACCUUAAAACGAAUUUUUAAGAUUUCAUACAAACCCUUCUAAUCAACAUUAUUCAAAUUACAAUGAAAUUAGAAGCCGCAUGAGAAGAUUUGCAAUUCGAAUUUACGGACGUCGUACCUUCUUUAAUAGCCCUAUUUUCUAUUGUUUGAAUAAUAUCUCUAAAACUAUUUAAAGUAGUGGCAAGUGUUGGAAAUCUAACACUUUGUAGAGGCGUUGUAGCGGUUCCAAGUGGUCCAAAAUCUCAUACAUUAACUGUAAUUUUAGCUGUGUUUGCCCCCAAGCCAAGGUGGCGUCAUAAACAGUGAAAGGGUCUAUUAUCAAAGCGCUGCGAAGAACUUAUUAUUGUAGAGGUCCAAUUCGAGGCCCAGUGGUGAGAUUCAGGCUGAUAAAGUUUUGCGAUUAAGCUUUUUAUGUUCCCUGAUUCUAUUUAUUUACGCAUCUUUUCUAAGGGAAAAGUGAUUUACCAUCAGACCAUGACUCCGACUUGGUUGGAGGCGCAUGCGUCAUAUAUCGACAGUUCUCGUACAUCAACAUCCCAACAACUCACAUUCAACGCAGACGCAAAAGACAAUGCCGCUCUUCUAAAAAUACCCAUGAUUCCUUCUGGUGUUUUGAAAGCUGGAAAGCCGCUGACUGUAGAGAUCACCGUUGCAAAUGACGUCAGUAUUGGAGGCAAACCUAUUGAUAGCGACAUUAGAUACGUGGUGUCUGACGGCACAAGAUUUGUUGGGUUUGAAACUUGCGACAAGGACAACUACAAAACCAAUGCACCCUGCUAUGGAAUUGAAGGGGUUUCAGGUGCGAGUGCUUCUUCCCUGCGAGGAAAUCCGGUUCUUCCCAAACCCAGCGACUCCUUCUACCCUGGACAGUUUGUCUUUACUCUCAAGUUGGAUGAACGCUGGGGCUCGUGCUACAUUCCGCAUGACGGAGGCUUCGUGAGGACCGCUGGUUACAACAACCGUCUGAUGUUGAACAAGGGACUCAACCUGGAAGUCUACAAAAGCCACAAAGUAGAAAGGGUCGGUAUCAGAUUCAUCAAAGUGGCUAUCAUUCAAGAUGAUGCUUAA
Molecule: messenger RNA, 6182 nt
Organism: Porites evermanni
Lineage: Eukaryota; Metazoa; Cnidaria; Anthozoa; Scleractinia; Poritidae
Source: the annotation of a GenBank genome assembly